Molecule: messenger RNA, 1127 nt
Organism: Agrilus planipennis (emerald ash borer)
Lineage: Eukaryota; Metazoa; Arthropoda; Insecta; Coleoptera; Buprestidae
Product: zinc finger E-box-binding homeobox protein zag-1-like
Exons: 2
Source: RefSeq, a predicted model, not a curated record
UUUGUAGAUUUCUGUUCUUCUGGUCAGCGGGGAAUUCAACAUUUUAGUACAAACAUUAAACGGCAACAUCAGUGCGACGGGUGUGAGAAAUCGUACAGUUCUUCAGCUAAUCUACGACGUCACAAAAGGGUAGAAUGUGGCAAAGAGAAAAAGUUUAAAUGUUACCAUUGCGAAAAAGCAUUUUAUCAUAAGAGCCAUUUAAAGUACCAUCUUUCCGCUCAUAUGAAGAAAAUGUUUUUUAAUUUUCAUAUUAAAAAUCCACCUAGCCUACUUCCCAAACUAGUCAAUUUUGCAGUAGUAGGUAUACGUUAUUGGUGCACCAUACUAACAACAUUUCUUUUAGGUUCUCGUUUCUCAUGCAACAACUGUCGAGCCUCAUACAAACGUAAAUAUCACCUGAAGGCACAUCUGAAAUACGAAUGCGGAAAGGAGCCGCAAUUUAAAUGUUACAGAUGUGGCAAAAGAUUCAAACGAAAAGGAAAUCUUAACCAACACGUUAGAGUAGUAUGUGGAGGAAGUUAGACUUAGUUUUAGUAAAGUCACGAAGGUCAUUCGUUCUUAUUGUGCAUUUUACUUUAUCAUUUGACAUAAAAACUUUCGUGCAAUCUGAUUACAAUAAACUGUAAUGUAAAACACUAUUUAAAAGUGUUUUGUCUUAAAUUAUUAUUACGAUUUCCAAAUGCAGAAUAAAUAUUGUAGAUAAUUGUGUUCCUUAUCUUCUCCUACUGCUUUUGUACAUUUGUGAUAAAAUUAUGUAAUGAAAACGCAUUAUUUUAAUGAUUUUGUCUGUGAUUUGUAAAUAAUUCCGUUACUGCUAAUAAUAAUUUUAAUUAUGCCAGAAUCAAAGCCAAAAUGGAGACAAAAAACAAUUUAUUUAUCAAACCGACAGUCGACGUUAUUAUCUGAAAAUAAAUGGAAGAAAUAGAAAGUUAAUUUGAACAAAAAUUGUAGCAGUUGAUGUUUCCACAAUUGCGUAAAAAUAAGUGAUGGUGCCAGCCCUUAAUUAGUUAUUCUCAUGAUCGCUGUAUUUGUGUUAAUGUGAGCUUUAUGAAAUUGUAUGUAAAAAGUGUAAUAUCUAAAUUACAUUAUUAAAAAAUUUAUUUAUUAUCUGUUUGAUUUUUGUACAA